Messenger RNA from Mytilus trossulus (common blue mussel), 1390 nucleotides. RefSeq lists its product as uncharacterized. The coding region runs from base 141 to 1040 and encodes 299 amino acids. The record is from RefSeq and is a predicted model, not a curated record. NCBI's taxonomy places the organism in Eukaryota, Metazoa, Mollusca, Bivalvia, Mytilida, Mytilidae. The transcript has 3 exons.
UGAAAACCUAUUCACCCAUAAAAUUCAUGUAGCUACCCGUAUAUUGAACAGCCGAUCAACUUAUAGGCGUUCAUAAACAUGGCGGACUUGAUCGAUACAUUCCAUGAACGUUGACAAACCUCAACGUAGAACAUAACAACAUGGCGAAACUAAACGUACGAGAAGUGCUCUUACUGGCAGCAUGUGUAUUUAUCGGGGUUAAUGUAUUCUACCUGGUGGCCGGAAGCGGAGACAAAACAGUCGUUCAAAGUGACAAUAACGUCCAAGUAUUGAAUCAAGGUGAAACGAACGUCAAAAGAUUCGAGCAGGAUAGUGCCAUGAAUGUGUUACCAGUUAUCGGAUCAAUGCAAAGCAAUUCCAAUAUCACGGAUGUUAUUUUAAAACAGAGAAAUGCAGUAUCAGCAAUGCUUAAUAAAUUGAGUAAAAGGAUCGGGGUUCUGCAGUGUGAGAGAAAGAAAGGUACUGCAGCGGCUGGGGGAUAUUGUAGUAGAGGGGGUCAACACCUGGGAGCAGACAAGACGUUACUUCCGGCAUUGUCAGACUUAUUACAGGGUAAAAGUGUAGCAAGUUUUGGUGACGGAACUGGUGAAUACAAAACAAAACUUUUAGGAUUAGGGAAGAUAAAGUCGUACGAUUCAUACGACGGGGGACCAUUUACUGAAGAGGAGAGCAAAGGAAAUGUUAAAUAUAUGGACCUUACUAUUCCGCAUUUUGGGCUACCAGUUUAUGAUUAUGUCGUUUCCAUUGAAGUAGCCGAGCAUAUUCCCAAGGAAUAUGAGGAAAUAUUUUUAGACAAUAUAUUCAGACAUGCCAAUGAAGGCAUAAUAUUAAGCUGGGCAGUCCCAGGCCAAGGAGGGUUGAACCAUGUCAACAAUAAGCCAAUAGAAUACGUUAUUGAAGUAAUGAAUAAGCACGGUUUUCACCGUGAUGACGCGUCGUCUAAACUGUUACAAGAUGCAAGUACAUUUCCACAUCUAAAAAGAAACCUUUAUGUUUAUAAACGACGAGAAAUCAUGAAAAAUCUGCAUAUUUUAGCAUAGCUUAAAAAAUGUUCCAUCUUUAAAUGCUAUACGUAUACAAAUUUUCCUUAUAUGCUUCUUAUUUGACAAACUGCGUUCUUUUUAGGCAUGCAUUUUAGACAAUAUUUUCAAAUCCGUCAAAGAAGCGCCUAUAAUACUACGCUUGGUAGUUCAAGGACAGGGAGGGUUGAACCAUGUCAACGACAUAAUAAGCCAAUAGAAUACGUAAUUGAAGUUACUGUUCCAAGCAGCUUGUUCGUUCCCUUAUCUAAAAAGAAAAACAUUUUAUAAACAACGAGAACUCAUGACAAAAAUGUUAGCAUAGUUUAAAGAUGCUCUAUUUUUUCAAUAAAAUAUGUUUUUAUCUUUAA